Molecule: messenger RNA, 1341 nt
Organism: Prunus armeniaca (apricot)
Lineage: Eukaryota; Viridiplantae; Streptophyta; Magnoliopsida; Rosales; Rosaceae
Source: the annotation of a GenBank genome assembly
AUGGCUGGUAGAAUUACUUUGCUUCAAUCUGUUACUGCUACAAUUCCUAUCUAUACUAUGCAAAUUGCCAAGUUGCCUAUGUCUGUCUAUGAUAAAUUGGAUCAGCUCAACAUAAAUUUUCUUUGGGGGCAUACCAAUAAUACAUCUAAAAUCCAUCUUAUCAAUUGGAAGCAAGUGUGUAAACCUAAGGUAGCUGGUGGAUUAGGCAUUAAAAGGUCUGCUUGGAUGAACCAAGCUCUUUUGGCCAAGACUGGAUGGAGACUUCUUCAACAUGAGCAAGACAGUCUUUUAGCUCAUCAUGAGUGGCAUGUGGCAUGGGAGCAAAACCAACAUAAGUUUAGCACUAAGAGAGAGGGUGCAGGCCAGCAUUCCUUGGUUCUUUGGGCGUCUCUGGCUUGGAACUUGCUCCCAGCAGCUUUGCUUGAUGAGUCUGCCAACCUCCUCCUUCACGUGUGGUUGAGUUGUGGUCCUCUGUAUCAAUAUGCUCUCAUUGAUCUCUAUGAGGAAAUGCUUCAGUUGAAUGUUGGUAAAUGGGACUGGCAGUUUCUUUGGAAGUUGCGACUCCCUCCUAAGGUUAAAACUUUUCUUUGGAUUGUUUGUCAUCAAAAGUUGCUUACUAAUGUGCAAAGGCAGAAGAGAGGUCUCACUCAGGUUCCUACUUGUCCUAGAUGUGAUUAUCCUAUGGAAACUAUUGCUCACUGGUUUAAGGAUUGUCCUUUCUCUUUGGCUAUUUGGAAUUGUCUUCAAAUUGGAGAUAAUUCUAGCCCUGAUAUGAUGGAUUUGAAAGAGUGGCUAUUAAGGAAUCUUCAAUCUAAAAGAAAGGUUUAUAAUGGGUUGCUUUGGCCUCUGGUUUUUGCUCUUUAUUUGUGGUUUAUCUGGAAAUGGAGAUGUAAAGUAAUUUUUGAUCAAAGGUUUGUUAUGCCUGGUGAACCACAACAAUUAAUUCUUCAGUAUGCUUUGGAGUGGUUUAAUGCUACAAAACCUCUUUCCCCUUCUUAUGUUCCAUCUGUUGUUCAACUUCAUUGGAUAGCCCAUACUUAUGGAGUUUGUAAGAUUAACACAUAUGGAAGUCGUAAUAGUGAUUCUGGGUUUAUUGGUGUUGGUUCUCUCUUAAGAGAUAAUUAUGGUGCUUGGAUUAAGGGCUUCUCUGUGAACCUGGGUGUUGGUUUUGUUCUUGAACCUGAGUUAUGGGGCAUUUUUUGGGGACUUCAUUUGGCUUGGGAGUCUGGCUUUCGAUUUGUGGAGGUGGAAAGUGACUCUCAAGUGUGGCUGUGGCUCUUCUUUCUAGCUCUACUAUUUCCACACACCCCCUGUUUAGCCUUAUUAGUUGUUGCAAGUUAA